UCUGUGGUCACAUUUCACAGGAAACCAAACCUAAAACGGACCUAGGAGGGGUUUUCUGCUAAAGGACACUGCUUAGAAUUGAGAAUAAUUCAUCUCAUUGCAUUACGGAUUACUGGCUCCCAGAGUUUUCUGCAAUGCUGCCACGGUGGCCCCUCACAGGAGACCAACAUCUCAGCACGGGACCUUGUGCACCUCCACGGCUCUUCAGGCUGAACUGAAGAUCCCUCUUAUUUGCGCGGAGCCAAGAACUAUGAACAGACAGGGCAACAGAAGGACAACAAAAGAAGGAUCCAGUGAUUUGAAAUUCCAGAACCUCUGUCUGCCGAAAAAUAGGUCAUGGCCUCGAAUCCACAAUGCCACCGGCCAGGCUGUCGACGAGCCUCUUCUGGAACAUGAAAGGAACUUUGCUGUGGCAAUUCUGGAUGGAUCGAAAGACCACAUGGAUGGCGACUAUGAGGACCCUGAGCUUCACAUGGUAGAAGCGUGGCCAUCAAUACAAAUUUUGCCAGCCAGGCCUAUAAAGGAAUCAGAAUAUGCAGAUACACGCUAUUUCAAGGGUAUGAUGGACACUCCCAAUCCCUUAGACACCAAGACCUCUGUCCCCACGGAGCGCCAUCCCUGGUGCACACAGAUGGGGCUGGAGAAAGUGGGCAAACCCGUUUCCAAGGAUUCCAGAAGCCAACAUGUUAAAGGAGACAGACCCACAAAGGGAAACAAGACUCCUUUACCACCUCCUCGGCCACUUGCCACUCUUCCAAAGAAGUACCAGCCCUUGCCCCCACAGCCGGAGAGUAGCUGGUCGCCCCUCCCUCCGGGGCUCAGCCUCCCCAACGUCCAGAAAGGACCCAGGCAGAUAAGCUUAAAGGACUUAAGUGAGGUCCUUGGGACAGAUCGAGUUCCUCAUUAUCAGAAGAAACCUGAAUCAAUUCACCUGUCACGAAAUCAAAGCCCUCCAGAUAUUCCUCUUGCCACUUCCAGCUCACCAUUCGUGACCAGGAACCACAGUGUGCAAAACAGAGAUCAUAAAGAAAGCAUGCAGUUUCAUCCUCCUCAGAGAUGUCAGUCUCCAGCCCACCUCAGUCCUCAGGAAAAUUCACUGCACUAUAAAAACACAAACUGGAGGAAACCUUUCUCCAUGAGGUCUGAUGAAAAGGAUGUCCAACGGAAUGACUGGUACAUCGGAGAACACAGUCGCCAGGCAGUGGAAGAAGCAUUAAGGAAGGAGAACAAGGAUGGCACUUUCUUGGUCCGAGACUGUUCCACGAAAUCCAGGGCAGAACCCUACGUGCUGGUGGUGUUUUAUGGGAACAAAGUCUACAAUGUGAAAAUCCGUUUCCUGGAGAAGAAUCAGCAGUUUGCCCUGGGGACAGGACUGAGGGGAGAUGAGAAGUUUAAUUCAGUGGAAGACAUCAUCGAACACUACAAGUAUUUUCCCAUCGUACUAAUUGACGGGAAAGACAAAACUGGAAUCCACAGGGAGCAAUGCUACCUGACUCAGCCCCUCCCCCUCAGCAGGUGCUUCUCACCUUGGUAGUCUGAUUUUGUUUUCUCUGGGGUUCCAAUCCCACCAGAUCCAACACCUCUACCCACUUUUCAUUGAUUUCAAAAGACGAUUUUUCUGUGGCUUGGAGGGAUCCCUUUUUUGACUUCGGAGAAAAGGAAAACAUUCUAUAAUGGAAAUUGGGAAAUUGAUCUCAGUUUUGAAAGUUCAAACCACAGAAGAAAUAUUGGUAAGAAGAAAAAAUAAAAACGGGCUUUUAAAAAAUAUCUCCUAAAGAGAAAACUAUAAACGUGGUCACCAUGGGUCACUAUCCUUCCAGAUGAGAAAUAAAGGCGAUGAGAAGCUUUGCUUAGAUGUUUGCAGCUAGCAUGGGACAAAUCUGGGUGAGACUCCCAUACCUAUUCUCUUUAUAGGACCUGGUCCUGCCUUUGUUUCAGAAGUGGUAGGACCUGUGAAGGUACAAUGUUUUUGAGAUCCCUUAUGCUGAAGAUGAUGGUGAAUGGAAGCUCUAUUUCAUUUGUAAUCCUGAAACCUCAAUUUUAGGGAAGGAAUGUAACAAAAAAGUAAAGUGUUUGCAAAUGUCACCUGUAAGACAGAAAUCAGAAAUGCUUUCACUCCGGGGAUAGAGGGCUGUGGGCCCAGCCUUCAGGACUCUGUUUUGAGUGGCUUUAAGACAAAUGGAAUUAUCAGAUUUGCAGUAAGGGAGUAAGCCUAAGUCUGAGCAAAAGUGUUGUUGUUGUUGUUGUUGUUGUUUUUAAUUCCAAUUAUGGACUUCCCUUCAAAAGAAGAGAAGUAUCCUCAGAUUAGUGCUAUUUUGAAGGAAUAUUGCAUGCCUCCUGAUACUGUUCCCUCCUAAAGCUAAAAGGAUCUUACAUUAUUCCUAUUUUAUAAUACAAAUAAGGAGUAAGAGGCUGAGAAAGGUUACUGGUCCCAUUCAGUGUAAAAAGGGAGCACACAUCUUUACCCAUUUUGCCUGGCUCCAUCCUAGCACGCCUUCCCAAGUACAUUCCCCAUGGAAUUUUAUCAUCAAGUUGAAAAGCUAGAAAGACACCAUUCGGAAAUACAGAUUUGCCUGCACUGAAAUACAUAAAUAAAUAAACUCUUUAGUGGAGUAAGUUUAAAAAAGAAAGAGAGAAAAAAAGAGAGUUCUGGUUGAAAUCAAUCUACAUAAUGACUUCAAAUGUUACAAAAGCCUAUACAUGAAAUGUAUGAAAUAUUUAUGCAAGAGUAGCAUUAAGGCAGAAGUAAAAUCAAAACCAAAUUAGAAGGAAAGAGAUAACAAUGGGAACCGUGCUCGGGAUUCUCUCCUCUAAAACAGCAACUGAGGAAUGCUCUCAGAGGAGUUCUUGAAGUCUACCUACCAACCAACCCGACAGCUGCAUGGGUUCAGCUUUCCCAAGGUCAGUGGGAAGUUAUGUCUCUAAGUCAGGUCAGGAGCAUUUGAUGAAGGAGCUCUUUGUCGGUUCGAGUUCCUGAUGCCCCACUGAGUCUCCCUUCCAGGGCACCUGCACGGGAUCACAUAGAAACCAGGAGCUGAGCAGACCUGAACUGUGGCUUCUAAGGAGCGUACUGCUCAGAGCUGCAGGAAUUGUGGCUUCUGGUCACUCUCAGCUAGACUUCAGCAAACUCAGGCCAGCAUGGAAAGAGACUGUGGAGGUCCCAGCUGGGAUGCAGGAAGAAUCUGCGCCUCCCUCUACAAAGCUUUCGGAAGAUGCCCACGAACUCAGAUUCACUGGUUUGCACCAUUCAACACUGUGUGCUCAAGAAGUGUCUGAGUCUCCUCAAGCAUUGUGGCUGUCAAAAAGGGUGAGCAUCUGCUGGUGGCUAGCAUUUUAUGAGGCUUAUGUUCUUCAAAAUGCUUCAUUCAUAAAUGCCUGAUAUGAUGGGAAGAGGAAGAGGAGGUAGAAAUCAACCAUCUUAAAAUAAAAGGCCCACCAUGCUUAUCCGUAAUGAAAAUCUCUGGAAAGAAAGAUAAAACUCAAAAUAUUGACAGGGUUGUUUUUGAGAUGAUUAGGGUUUGAGGGAUCAUGUUAGUUGGGUCUUCUGGAACUCAGAUGCCAAGACAAGAGUUAGAAAUGCAAACAUUUGUUAGAGGUGAUGCCUGAGAGAGAUAAGGGGUGAGGGGAAGGAAUAGGACUGGGCAGGGAGAGCUUUUGGACUGUGACGUGGUCUGACCCCUAUGAAAGGAGAGAGAGAAGGAGGGAGGUGGGAGUAAGGAAACCAGCCAGCUGAGAUAGAGCUCUGAGAGAGUCCUGGUCAGGCCGCUGGUACCAUUCAGAGCAAGGAUUGCUCAUAGAGGAUACAGUCCCAUGUGAGGCAGAAAUGGCUAGGUCUUAGGACACACAGCACCAUGUAAGUCAUUCCCAGAGACACAGGAAACACAACCUUCUGAUGCUGUGGGAGAUCCAGAAGCUUCUACAGAGGAAGGCUUUCAGAUAGCCCACUCAUUAACAAGUUACUCUUUCAAGAGAGAGCCAAGUGGCUCCCCUACCAUGCCUGCUACAAUGACUCUCCUUUACAGUGUUGAUUGUAAUAAGGACAUAUUCUUAUAAAUAUUACUGAAGAUAAGAAUAUACCUAUUUUAAUUGCACUUGAUUCUCACAACAGUUCUGUAAAGAAGGCAGGGCAGGUCUUCUGGACACACUGCAUGACUGAGGACUCUGUGUCUCCUUGACCCAAAUCUUAUGCUGACAUAGUCAUGGCUGAACCAAGGUCUUCAGACGCAAUUCUAUUCAGUGUCUAGCUGCUUAUUGGAUCUGUAAUUGAAAAAGUUCAAAUGAUAUGGGCUUGGCUUGCCCAAAUUCCAAAGCAGUUUAAUCCCUCUUCAACUCGUAUUUCAUUUUCAGUGGAAAAGUGUCACUUGAUUCCUAGCCAUCAGAGUAGGAAAUCUGACUUUAUCUGAUUAUAGCAUCUAUGCAUUUAAGGCAUUUCUUGUUGGCUAAAUAACUAUCAUUCUGGAUCAAUUUGUACCUUCCUCAACUUUAAUAAUACCUUGCUCUAAGUACUUGUUUGUGUACACAUAUACAUUUGUUACUAGACAUUCUUGAGGAUGUUCGAAUUAUAGUGGUGAAUUAAGUGGGAGAAACAGACAAUGAAAAAGUACCCAGUAAAUAAAAUAAUCAAUUUUACUGUAUUUCCAGUUGAACACUUACCACUGAGGGCUUAUCAGUGAGGCCAACACUUGAUAUUUUGAGGAAGCUUUUUUGAGAUGUUUUCUAAAAGUUCUAUACCAGAAAAUUUUAAAUUUUUCCAAAUUACUUAAUGAAAAAUUUACUCACUUGGGUAUAUGUGUGUGGGAGAGGAUGUGGGUGUGUGGGUGUGUGUUUGAGUAACUACACUGUAGCUGAAAUCAGUUAAAUUUUCCAUGCUAAUGACCAGAGAGUAAACAAAUUUUACCCCAUUAUCAAACUCAGCUCAUUGCCAUGUGUAGGUACACAUAAACACGUUUUUUAUAAGAUGGUCUGUAUCAUAGAUGACUAGCAUUUUAUUUGUGUACCCAUUUUUGUAUACUAAUAUUUGUUCUAGCUAACAUUCACUUUCUUUUGAAUAUUCAUGAUUGAUAGCUAUAUUAAGAUAAAUGAAAUCAAAUAUGUAAUUGAAUGUCAUAAUAUCUCUAACUAUUAAAGAAAGGAAUUCAAA
This is a messenger RNA of Mustela erminea (ermine), 5140 nucleotides long. It is a transcript of the gene CLNK, whose product is annotated as cytokine dependent hematopoietic cell linker. The record is from RefSeq and is a predicted model, not a curated record. Gene Ontology annotation, biological process: cell surface receptor protein tyrosine kinase signaling pathway; intracellular signal transduction. Bases 251 to 1534 code for a protein of 427 amino acids. The transcript has 19 exons. Lineage: Eukaryota; Metazoa; Chordata; Mammalia; Carnivora; Mustelidae.